This is a messenger RNA of Neurospora hispaniola, 494 nucleotides long. Its product is annotated as ribosome-assembly protein 3-domain-containing protein. The record is from RefSeq and is a predicted model, not a curated record. Lineage: Eukaryota; Fungi; Ascomycota; Sordariomycetes; Sordariales; Sordariaceae. Gene Ontology annotation, biological process: ribosomal large subunit assembly. Gene Ontology annotation, cellular component: preribosome, large subunit precursor. Bases 108 to 338 code for a protein of 76 amino acids. The transcript has a single exon.
CAACAUCUUGAGCUUGGCCUAUUUUAAACGUCCAGAGUUUUCGUCCUCUCAUUUCCACUUCCACAACCACCAACCAACCAAUCAUCCUUACAAAAAAUCCCUUCAACAUGUCUGACAGCAAGCAAAUGAGUCAGCAAGAGGUCUCCGCCGAGUUCACUUCCUACUACCUCCAGCGAGCAACCAAGGAGUUUGCCGAAGAUUUGGACAAGGUGCGCACGGCUGACGACUUUAAAAACGAUGCGAUCCACUUGCUCGUAAACGCGCUACAGCAGGGUACUGCGCUUUUCUCUCCCGAAGAGCAGAGGAGGAUAGUCGAGUCUGGGGCAGAGAGGAAGUGAUGAGGACGAGCGACGCAAGUUUUGAAGGGGAAGGAUCACGGAGGCUCAGAGAAGUCGGAGGUUACAUUUUGCGUGAUCGCAGCAAGAUCCGAAGAUGGGAGGUCGUCUCUCGAUAGCGGGCAUCGAGCAGAGCAGUCCAUCGGUCCAAAGGCUUCG